Cylas formicarius (sweet potato weevil) is the source of this 5671-nucleotide messenger RNA. Its product is annotated as BTB/POZ domain-containing protein KCTD9. Bases 499 to 1617 code for a protein of 372 amino acids. Gene Ontology annotation, biological process: protein homooligomerization. The record is from RefSeq and is a predicted model, not a curated record. NCBI's taxonomy places the organism in Eukaryota, Metazoa, Arthropoda, Insecta, Coleoptera, Brentidae. Gene Ontology annotation, molecular function: protein binding. The transcript is spliced from 4 exons.
ACAUUAAUAAAAUUUAUUAUAUUUGUGGUGCUUCCAAAAGAACUUGAGUCAACAUCUUUAUAAUAAAAUGUCGGAAUUCCUGCCCCUAUACAUGUACAUUCUCUUUUGUUUCGCCCAUCCAACCUCGAAUUUAUUGCACCCGUUAUAGGAAAAUUCUUGCACGCUUGUGGUAUUUGCUUGUAAACUAACUAAGUGGGUGGUUUAUGGCUGGAUCUAGUUGUUUCUUCUGGUUCUAAUUGCUUUAGUAAACCCUCUUUCUUUAUUUCGUUUACAUAAACGCAGAUUAAUAUGUCUCUCAAGCCGGAAAAGAAACCAGACUCAUCAGUGGAUACCGGAAAAUGGGCGAAUUAACACUGGAAAUGUAAACAUAAAAAGAAGAGGCGAAGUAGUUAAAAUGAACGAUUCCUGUAUUUUUUUUAAAUAAUGUAUCAAAAUUAUUAUAAACUAUUUUUGUGUAAAAUGAUACUUACGGGCCUGCAUUUUAUAAAAAUUUAAACAAUGGAUGUGAUGGGUAGCAAGGAUGGAAAUAGCACCUCCAAGCCUACUACCAUCCAAGGAUUUAUUGAGGAUGUUUCGUCGGUUAGGAGUUUUUCGAAAGACCUGAAAACUUUUCAAGAUCAAAGGAAUGAAAAAGAAACAUUACAUCUUUGCAAGAACACAAACAUUGAAGGUUGUGUAAAACAACUCAGUAUAGCUGAAGACUCUGAAUGGAUUACACUGAAUGUGGGAGGAAAGUAUUUUACCACUUCCAAGAGAACUUUAACUACUAGUGAACCAUCCAGUAUGUUGGCCAGGAUGUUUUCCGAAGAUAAUAAUUUGUUUUGCCCUAGUAGUAUAGAUAAAAAUGGAGCAUAUUUGAUAGACCGAAGCCCAAUGUACUUUGAGCCAAUCCUAAAUUAUCUGCGAUGUGGUCAAUUAAUUUAUAACAGAAACAUCAACCCAGAGGGCAUUUUAGAGGAAGCAAAAUUUUUUGGAAUUGAAUCAAUAAUUCCUAUGCUAGAACAUAUGAUGAGUAAAUCAAAAGAAUCACGAGAUAAAGCCCCUUUGACUCGGAGGGAUGUUAUAGAUGCUCUGAUUAGAAGUUCUGGAACUACAGAGUUGAGGUUUCAAGGUGUUAACCUGGCUGGUGCUGACCUAAGCAAGUUGGAUUUGCGUUGGAUUAACUUUAAAUACGCCAAUUUACAAGGGUGUAACUUGUCCUGGGCUAAUCUAAGCUGGUGUUGUUUAGAGCGGGCUGACCUUUCCCAUGCCAUUUUGGAUAAUGCUCAGCUAUUAGGUAUCAAGGGUCUAAGGGCCACCAUGGAAGGGGCAUCAAUGAAAAACUGCAACUUUAAAGACCCCGCGGGGCAACGGGCGAACCUGGAAGGGGUUAACCUUAAGGGCGCGUGUUUGGAAGAUAGUGAUAUGGGCGGAGUGAACCUCCGCAUUGCCAACUGCAAAAAUGCUAACUUGAAGAACUGUGAUCUUAGAGCGGCAGUGUUGGCGGGAGCCGAUCUUGAGAAAUGUGAUUUAUCUGGAAGCGACUUACAUGAGGCAAACUUAAGAGGUGCCAAUUUGAAAGAUGCAGCUUUUGAGUUAAUGUUGACCCCUUUGCACAUGAGCCAAACUAUUCGUUGAUGAAAUUUUCCGCCUUUUUGUAUUGUGCUUCUUUUAGUUAAAUGCGAAUCUUUAUAGCCUUUAGAGCCUUCAUUUUUGCUGAUAUCAUAUAUAAAAGACUAUUUCUAUAUAUUGUGAUGUUUCGAAUAAUAUUGUUCAGCUAUUAUGUUUAAUUACUACCAAAAUAUACAAACAUUAAAAUGAAGACUGAUGCACCUUAAUAUUUAUUAUUUCACUGCACUGAUUACUUUUCAUUUAAUUUCACAUAAAGAGAACAAUCUCUUUUGCGUUUAGAAAAAGCCACAAGCCUGUGUUCGAUUUUAAUUUUUUUCCUUCACACCAUUUGUUUAUCCUCUCGAAGCCUUGUUACACCUUACUAAAAUUUGUAGGAAACGGACAAUAUUAAAUUAACUUAAAAAAAAAACUUAAAACUUAAAAAUUCAACAAACCAAAAAAGCUGCUUUUGAUGGCUUUAUCGAAAAAUCAACCAAUAAAAACAAAGAUGUCUGGAAAAUCGUUAACUAUGUGAUAAAGAAUCUGAUUUAUCAGCAAAUAAUCUUAACAGUUUUUUUAGUUCUGUCUCGAGUAAUAUUAUAAAGAUCUUAACGGUGAAUCACAAUAUACAGAGUGCAUGUGUUGAAGGGAUUCCACUGGAGGAAACUACUUUUUUUUGCAUCCAAUAACUUGUGAGGAUACGUACCGAGCCAUACUAAGAUUAAAAAAAUCUUAUUCUAGCGAUGCUUAUGAUAUCAAUAGUGUCUUCGUGAGGGACUGGUUGAGUACAUUACACUGCCAUUAACCACUUUAUUUAAUAAAUGUAUUGACACAGGUGUAUUUCCGUCGCUGUUUAAGAUUUCGAAAGUAGUUCCAAUCCAUAAGGCAGGUGAUAUAAAUGAUGCUAACAACUACAGGCCGAUUUCAAUCGUGCCUUUGUUCGGAAAAGUUUUUGAGAUCUUACUAAAAGAUCAGCUAACUUAUUAUAUUAAUAAGAUCGAAUGUCUUUGUGCUGGUCAGUUUGGAUUUAGGGGAGGGUGUUCGACGAUCCAAGCAGUGUCUAAAGUUGUGAGUGGGAUAGUUGAGGGCCUCGAGGGGGGUGAAUUAGUUGGUUUAACCUUGAGUGAUCUCUCCAGGUCCUUCAACUGUGUUUCUCCACCCGCUUCUUAUUAAAAAGCUAUAUAGAUAUGGUAUACCAGGUCUGCCCUUAGAUCCUAUAGCGUCCUACUUGCAGGGCCGACAGCAGUUUGUAGAAUACCAGGAUGACCGUUCAUCACUUGAAUCAGUAGUAAGCGGGGUGCCCCAGGGUUCCGUCCUGGGCCCGCUACUAUUUACAUUCUACAUAAAUGACCUUUAUCAUUUCUUGGCCCCCAAUCAGUGCGUGAUGUCUGCCGACGAUACAUCCUUCACUACAUCUGCUAAGAGUAUCGAGGAGUUGUCUGUUAGGGUUGGCAUGUUGGAGGACAGGACUAAUGUCUGGUUCGAAAAUAAUUAUCUUAAAUUAAAUUUAGACAAGACCCAGAGUAUUGUGUUUUCCUCCAAUUGCUUGGUAAAUAGUGGACAGUCCGUCAAGUUGCUUGGCAUUAGGAUCGAUGAUAGUCUAAAUUGGAAACAACAUAUCUCAGACCUGAAAAAUAGAUUGUCCAGCAACAUAUUCGUUCCUCAAAGACUAAGAGGCCUGAUAGGAACAAGGACUCUGCUUAUGGUCUAUUUUUCUUUGUUGCAUUCACACUUAUGCUAUGGCACGGUACUGUGGGGUGACUCCUCAGCUGCUGUGGAGAUUUUUAGAAGCAGAAAAGGGCCAUUCGAGUCGUGGCUAAUAUAGGAUAUAGGGACCAUUGUCAACCUUAUUUUAAAAAAUUCAAAGUGAUGCCCCUUCCUUGCAUCUAUAUCUACUACCAGUUAUUAGAGAUACAGAGAACGAAAGGAAACUUUAGCGCUAAUUCCGAAUGCCAUACCUAUUCAACUCGUUCGGGGGAUCUCCUUAGACGACCUAGGUUUAGACUGAGGAAGUCUGAGAACAACUCAUUGAACCUGAAAUUGUAUAAUGUUUUGCUAGGUACCGUGAAAAAGAUGAGCAAUAGAACAUUUAAACAUACUAUUAAAGAAUUCCUGCAACGUCAUUGUUUUUACUCCCUGCCAGCAUACAUUGACACUGUCACUGGUAUCGAUGCGCUAUAAAACUGUAUAGUACUGUCUAAUUUUGUUUGUAUUAGAUGUGUGUUUUUAUGUUAUUUAUUAAUUUGAUUUUAUUGCACUUGAAUAUCACUUCUGACUUGCUACAAUUGUACGUCCCUUUUGUACGAAACGUAGUCAAAAAAAUGAAUCUAUCUAUCUAUCUAUAGCCAACAUCCGACCGACAACAAUAUGUUAAAAUUAGUUGAAAUUAGUUUAAAUUUGUAAUAAGAUUUGUGACGUCUCAUGUGAUUGAAAGGUAUUUUUGUCCAUGUACAACUUGACUUUAUCAAACCAUACAAGAUUAACGUGGAUUUAAAGAUUUAUUAAUCGGCAACAAUGACUAUUUUAAUUUGAUCAAAGUUAAAGGUAAAAGUUUAUUUAAAGGAAUAUCUUUUUAACUAAAUUAUCCACACAAAUAAAACAAUUUUUUCACAGUGGUUGCUAUAAACACUAAUUCUUUAAGCUUUUAAUCUAUCUAUAAUCUAGUCCCUUUCUACCCGUUGAGUUAUUUAAUAUUGGGUUUGUUAAUAUAUUUGUAAAAACCCGUUACAAAAUAUUAAUACCAAUUUAAAUUUUUCAUUUGAUAUAAAAUAAAUUUUUGAUGGAAAAUAAAAAUACAUAUUCCAGCAGGUGCUAUGUACUGUACUCGUUUUAACUGGCGAUCGCCAAGAAUCGUAAACCUAAUAGGAUUGCCCAAUCGCAUAAGACAUACGUUCGCCAAAACUAUCGAUCGCACGUGGUCGCUUGUGACAGCAAGUCCUCUAACGGUUUUUGUGUAUUCUCUCAAUGCAUUUGAAGGCGUAUUAAACCGUUGUAUUUUGUGUUCUUUGAACAAUUAAAAUAAUUUGAACUAGGGAGUAGUGCGCUUAUGUUUGUGUUAAUUGUAUUCCUGAAAAAAAAGCUUGGACAAAACAGUGUUUUUAAGCUUUAACAAAUACUUUAAAAUUGUAUGUGCUUGAGUGGCGAGAACUGAGAAAAACAGUAUUUUAAACCUUAAACAAAGAAUUAAAAGUUAUGUGUUCAUGCUGCUUAUUAGCGGUGUUAUUAGUAAGGAGGUAAGCUCAAAAUAUUACACAUAAUAAUAUAGGUAAAGGUUAGAAAUACAUUUCUUUUACCUUUUUCAGUGGCAUAAACUACAUCAAAAAGUAGUUAGGUAUGUCUGGAACGAGAUGUGCCAUGCAUGGGUGAAAUAACUAUUUUGAUGAAAAAGCAAGUUCUCUAUUCGGAACGAUUGGAUUGUUCAAUGUAGAAGGGAGGACAAACUUAAUCCAGAUAAAAGCUAUGUCUGCUCAGGUCGUUUUACAGAAAAUGUUUGUGACAGAGACUUACAAAAUCAGUUAUUAGGUUUUUUUUGUCUUGAAUAACACAUUAAAUUCACCACAAAAUUUAAAUUUUAGGUUUUCCUUUAAAAAAGAUUCUAAAAAAACACUGCUGUUCCCACCCUAUUAUUAUUUAACCAGAAGCCACUAACAGAAGCAGGAUUAUCUAGAUCAAAAAGACUUCAUUCCAAAAAGAAGCUCAACAGGUAUUGUCUGAGCUUUUAGCAACAACAUCGAAUGCCACAAGUGAAAUUCUAGAGAAAAAUCUAUCUCCAGAACCCAUGCCAGAAAUAAAAGCAAAAUAAAAGUUAGUCUAAAAUGAAAAUAUUUGCAAGAGGAUACCUGCAGAAAAAAAUUAGAAAGUAUUGUAAAAUAAAGAUUUAAGGAUAUAUGUAUUUUUUAUAUUAUGUACAUACGCGGGGGGGUACAUAUAAAUACAUAUUAUUAUUUACCUACCACCUAUAAAUAGUUGUUAUGUAUUUUUAAUAUAUUUUUUGUUUUUUAAUAUGUUCUUUAAUAUAUCCAAAAUUAGGGAUUUCUAGUUUACAAUUAUUUGUUGAUUUUUGUAUAUUUAAAACGGUAGA